Messenger RNA from Porites evermanni, 7163 nucleotides. NCBI's taxonomy places the organism in Eukaryota, Metazoa, Cnidaria, Anthozoa, Scleractinia, Poritidae. The record is from the annotation of a GenBank genome assembly.
UUUUUUAUUUACUUUGUAUUCCUCAGUAAACAGCAGCAGGGGCCCAACUUGACAUUGACCGAACGAUUAGACUUACUGUUUACAAAGCCUCACUACGAUCCAAGACUCAGGCUUAACUUCAACCGUAAGCUAAUGUUUUCCUGGGGAUUUCCAAAGAACAGAAUAAUACAGUUAUUAUUAAUUAUAUUUCAUACUCUUGCACGUUAAACAAUGAUUUCCAGUCAUUGAUUUAGAAUAAAAAGGGCCGCUUCUAACGUCUGGGCUUGCGACCAUUUUGGUGUUACGUCUGUGUUGAAGGACAUGGAUACACCUCGUUAGCGCGAAGUUCACACAGGAUCAGUGGUUCAUCAUUCAGAAUCAUUUCUUCACACUUUAAUUAACUGAAGUACUUUCUAUGUGAUACAAACUUAUUUGCUUUAUUCAGACAAACCGGUGAUCGUGACAGUAGGAUUCUGGGUUCUGUCAAUCGAUGCGAUAAAUCUGAUGCAUAUGGUAAGAAAAAAAUGUCUUUGAAAAACUAAGGGUACUAUGCUUAUUAAAGAAAUUGCCGAAAAGGAGUGAUGAGAAAGUUAACAGCUGUUCGUUAUUUUUACCCAAUAGACUGACAGCCGCUGUAGAACACACGAGUAAUCCUUAAGUUUUCUAGCCUGCGACCGCAGACGUAUUUCCGAUCGUCGCUUCUCACCCCGCUCCGAAAUAGAGAAGCGACGACCGGAAAUACGUCUGCGAUCGCAGGCUAGAAGUUUUCUUCAGGGAUGGUAUAAGUAGACCCAACGAAAAAGACAAGCGCUACGUUGAAAAUCUCCCCCGUGCUCUCGUGUAUUGGCUACUAGCGGACUCGGUCAGUGUGCUGUGGAAUCAAUUAAAUAAUUGAUUAGCUCGUCGUUUCUUCCUUCAUUUUCUUAAAAAUAAUUGGCCCUCAACUCUUAACAGGAGUUCGGGAUAGACAUUUUCCUUCGUCAAUCUUGGUUUGACCCGCGACUUGACCACGGUCUUCAAGGUACUCUAUCUCUAAGCAACACGGUGCUUUCUCAUACAUGGCUGCCCGACAGUUAUUUCAAAAACGCAAAGAAAGCAAGCUUCCACGACGUCACCACACCGAAUAUUAUGAUUUCCAUUGGUCCUGGGGGCUUGGUACAUUACAAUGCAAGGUAAGGCUAGUCAGCUACCGACCGAUAGAGAAGGGGAAAUAAGCUGUAUAUAUCAUAACAAGGGGUGUGUGAUUUAUGGUUUAAUCAAAUAGUAAAUCACUAAACCAGUGAGAAAAAGUGAUCUGAAAUAAGGUGUAAUUCAUUAAUAAACCAUAAUGGGGGAUACACGAAAACGGCUCUCAAACAGUCAGGCAAAAUUCAAACAUCCCCUGCAGCAUGAAAAUCGCCCAGAUGCUGAUACAGAGUACUCCUACGUAACUAGUUUAUUUUGUCAAAUUUACAGUAUAUACGUAAGCAAUCAGCAGUGCAGAUUGGUCAAUUCUGAAUUUAGUAGUUAUUGACCGUCUAUGAACAACCAGAACAACGAAUUUAAGUUUUGAUCGCAGUUUGUAACAGAAAAAAUAUUAAAGUCUCGAUUUUAGAAGCCAGUACUGAGUCAAUUAUAUUUCGUGGCGUUUAGGAUCUGGUUUCCCUAAUCAUCGACCAAUGGCCGUUAAGUUCGUGAAUUUAGUAUUUUACACAAAAAUAUUGGUUUCUCUUCGUAAAUCACGAUAUAAUAAAUAACUUACGAACCUCGCUUUCAAGUUCCUUACUGAAGUGUACGGAAUCUUUUUUCCCUCUCAGAUUUGGGCCUGGCCUCGGAAAAAACUUAGUCUAUAACUUAUUGUAAAUUGUGGUGCUAGUAAGUGUAACUGUAAAGUAAUAAACAAUUUUUUUUAUUUUCCUGCAUGCAUUGACUUUUAUUUUUCUUCAGAGUUACUCUGAAAGCUUCUUGUCCCAUGGAUUUACGCCUUUAUCCUAUGGACGUGCAGGAAUGCCCAUUGAUUAUUGAAAGUUGUAAGUUGCAGUUUAUAGUAGGGAGCUUAAACAGUGAAGACGACGAGGGCAGUAAAAAUGUUGGACGAAAAAAACUGUUGGACGGAAAAGGUCCAUUUGACGAUAACGUUUUCAAAAAUCCGGCCAUACUACUAGCACUACGCUCUGUAAGGGAUGCAAAUCGUAUUUCUUUCGUUUCAGCGUUUUCGUGUGGACGGACAAAACAAUUCGAAUAAGCUACUUGUGGAUGCGUUAUUAUUAUUAUAUUUUUGAAAACCGAGAAAAAUGUCUCCCCUUUGAAAAAAUACCCGGGUACGUGUGCACUGGGCAACGCAAUAGUUACUCACGCACUUUCCACUAAGGAUUUGAGAAUAAUUGUAUUUUUUACGUAAUUACUUGUUGAACAUGUUGCUUUAAUUUAUCUCUUUUAUUUAAUGUCUUAUAGAUGGCUAUGACAUAAAAAACAUCAUUUACAAAUGGGAAACUGACUCCAGCGAGGAUGGAAUGUCAUUUGUACCUCUUGACAUGAAGAUGCUACCUCAACUUAAACUCACCAAGCUGCAUCUUUCAACAAUUUUCACCCGAUAUGUUGUUGGUAAAUAAAAGCCAGUCUCAAAGAUUAUUUAUUAAAAUAACUGUUAAUUUGUUUCAAUUAUGAUGUAUGUUAAAUGCGUAGAAAAUAGUCUCCGGCCUCUUUGAGGGAAAAUUGACGAAAAACUCCAGAACAUUUGAUUUAGCGAUUGAGUGGCCGUUCCCUGCUUAACACAACCCUGUCAAUAUCGGAUAAUUCCUGCGCAGCUUUUUAAAACGAUCCUGAAAAUUAUGUUAGUUUCUAACAUCUCUAAGGUCUUUUAGAGCGAUAUACUCCAGGAAUGACUCUAUUUAGGAGACUGUCUCAAUUUCUCGACUUUCAUAAUUAUGUCCUGUUGCUGUGCACUUGAAACAGCUACCAUUCAUACCAUUUCCAUGAUGCUCCGCUUUACACCACCCAGUAACAAAACAAAGUUCCUGCCUUUUUUAAAAGUCUCGUUAAAUCAAGUCCGAAUAAUCAGAUUCAUUUCCAUGGCUUACCUUGUUCUAGCCGACACAACGCCUGGUGACCAGCCCUGAGCCCGAGAAGAAAGAUGUAUCUGGCAGUGAAAAGUGAGCGGACUUGUCAGUUUUAUUUCAAUUUCUUGACGAUGAACGCACUAGGACUCUCAGUCGAGGCUAAUGCGGUUGGAUCGAGGUAUUCCACCAUCAGCCUGGACUGUAUGCAAGCUUUAGUCUCAGUUCACCGUCAAUAAUGCGAAAAAGGUUUCUGUCUUACAGGCAACUACUCUGGCUUGAGAGCCUCAUUCUCCUUACAGCGCCUGUACAGUUAUCAAGUGAUUCACCUUUACGGACCGAGCGGACUCAUUGUAGUACUCUCCUGGCUGACUUUCCUUCUACCUAGAACGCAGUCCCCUGCCCGAGUCACGCUUGGAGUGACGUCCGUCCUCACCAUAGUAACUGUUCUGACCAUGUCCAAUAACGCUAUGCCCAAGGUACAAACCACUUCACUUUUAAUGUUACAGAAGCUCAAAUAUUAAGAAGGAUGAUAAAAUAGGACCAAUGGGGUAAAUGUGCUCCAUGGGACCCUAAUUCGUAUUACUGCAGCUUUCAUUCUGGGAGUUAAAGUGUGACAGCAAAAAAUUAACAGCUAAAUGCCACUUGUAUUUCUCGGCACUAAAAUUUAGCACGAUCUUUCUUCUGUGGUAUGUAAGGACAGGGUCCACGAAUGACGAACUUCACAUAAGACGAACCUAGCUAAUGCCAGGCUAGAACAAUAAAUUUAGCUUAUUAGUUUAAGUUCGUCACAAGUGAAGUUGGAUGUCUGACCCUGGCCCAAUGAUACAUAUUGAAAAUUGAGUUGACAUGCAGGUUCAGAAUUAAAAAUGUUUAAAGAAUUAUUUCUUUAGGGGAGCUUCUUUGUUCACCGAAUGGCUACUCAAGUAGAUUAGGAUAUGGGUCUUUACAGAUUUCUCAGAAUUUUAAAAGGAGAAUGGUGUAAGCUAUCCCAUGACUAGCAACAUGCCACGUUUUAAAACCGACCGUUUUAAGAAUAGCUUUAUUAUCUUUUCAUGUCUUAAAGCAACUAACUCGUAGGUUAGAGUUUUCGAAUUUCGCAGCUUGUAUUUCGAUAACUUUUUUUAGCAUCUCAUCUCUUUUUGGCUUCAUUAUUCCUUUCAAUUAAGAUAGAUUAGUUAAUCGGUUUAGAUCUAUAAUUUAAUUUUUGCAACUUAAAUACGCAAUUCAGUUUUCGAACUGCCAUGUAUGUAUGAAUUAAUAAACUUCAAACUUCAAACUUCAAACUUUAGGCCAAUCAUAACCAAGAAAUCCUCCAAUUUCAUUUUAAAAAUUAAUUUUAACUGCAUCACGUGAUCAACUACGCCCUAUUUUAGCGAGGAAUCAUUUGAGUCGAAAUUCCCACUAGACAGAGAGCAAACCUUUUUCCUUAUGUAGGUCCAAACAUUGGCUAAUAAUACUCUUCUUUUAAAAACAGUCGGAGUGAAAACAUUAGCGUCUCAGUCCUGAAGAAAAUUUUAGUUAGAGGAGACACUAAUCAAUGAAUACCAAUUGCACCUGCCAAUUGUAACGCUUCGAACCAUUCCGAGCUAAAUUCGCAGACACUUUGAUACAGAGAAAGUGGUGGGAAUCGUUGGUUACAAUUUUCGAACACUGAAGGGCGUAGUCGACUACGCCUACCAAGUAAUUUGGAUUUCUUUUAGCAAGGUUUUUUAAAGUUGUAGUUUACUUUACCAUCUAUCAUUCCUCGUGAAUGUCUUUAAGAAUAGUUUUUGGACAAUGUGCAUAAAAACCAUAAAUCACUUAGACCCAGGCCUAAUCUACUUGAUUAUAAGCGCAAUCCCAGGUUAAAUAAUUCAAAGGGAAAAGCCUGCAUCGAAUAACCAUGACCACUCAAAUUUGCCGACUUUACAGAAAACCAAGAGAUUAGAGAGUUUAGAAUCAGAAACCCGGAGGGUUUCAAACGACUGGGACCGGGAUUUUAUACUUUGGAACAACAUUAAGUAUACAUCCCCCAAGGAGUGUUUAUUCUUGCCAUAUAUAGUAUUCCGUCUUGUCAUUAAACUUUACUAAGGAAAUUUACAAGGCUUACUUCACUGAUAACAGUGAAAAAUACAUUGCCGCUAACUUAAUAGUUACUAUGACAGCCAGAAAUAUUUUCAUUAUUUUUCCAGGUGAAUUACGUGAAAGCUAUCGACAAGUACUUGAUCGUGUGUUUUUUGUUUGUAUUCUGUUCUUUGCUGGAGUACGCCAUUGUGCUCCUCCUUGAUCGAGGAAAACGGAACUUUGAAAAACAGAAGAAAGAAACUAGGAACCUUGUGGAGAAGGUAAUUUGUGUAUGUUUCUACUGUGCAACCAGCUUUCGGCAAGUACAGAUUAUGUAGUUCCGCGGAUCGUUUAAACUUGGCUCCAAGGAUAGCCUCCUUAAUUAGCUGGCGAACAGAGCUGCGAAGCCGCCUCUUCUCGAGGCUUUACUCCUGAACAAAAGCCAGGGUCGGCCAGGGUUUUUGGGUAUACAGUAUAUUUGGGUAUUUAAUUUCAGGUAUACAGUAUUUUUAUGCUUACAAUUGGGUAAAAAGUAUUCCCUCACGACCAAUUUGGAUAUAAAGUAUACCGCCAGUUUUUCGCAAUUUUGGUAUUUUACACCAGUUUUAGUGUAAUUUUUGGUAUAUACUGGAAGGUUUAUUUCGGGUAUUUUGGUAUUCCACUACUCCCCCUGGCCGACCCUGAAAAGCAAAAAUGGCACCCGCGGAAUGAAGCUGUCGCGCGCUAUAAAUCCUGGUAGCUACGCAAGCUAUUCCAAGGAUAGCCCACAUAACAGCCUAAACAAGAAACCACACUUGCAAGUAUACACUAGUAAGUUGAAGCAGUUGUGGACUAUUCUUAGAAGGGGAAUUAUUUUUAGCGGUUUGCAUGUUUAAACCAUCUUUUUUUUCAGAGAUAGAUCCUUAGUAUUUUGUACUUGAAAUAUGAAGCUUUUUUGCAAGUGUACUUGGCGGUUAUUGCAGUAAAAGGAAUGUGUCCUUUUUGACUGUUCCAUUCCGUCGUUUCUAUCAGUUUUCUUGUUGCCGUUUCACGGUCUUCAUCCAUUUUUCUUUUUAGUUAAGCGAUUGUUUUUCAAUGGUUCCCCUCCCCGCGGGUAUCCAUACACUUAAGCGUUUUCAACUAAAUUAUAAAAUGACAUAAGCAUCUUCACAGGGGCACCCAACGUCAAUUUUCGGAAAAUAUCUGUUCGGAAGACGAUUUGAGAUCUAGAAUUUUCGGAACAUUUGUUGUAAAAUUUCUUGCUUGCCUGCCUCUCCUAAGAUUUUCGAACGUCUAAAAAAUGGUAUAAUUACCCUUUUUUUAAAGGAUUUUUACCCUAAAAAGGUCACCUAGAAUUUUCGGGAGCCUUUUUUCUGGCUGAAAUUUUCGAAAAGGUAAGUUUUGAUAUAAUUUUCCGAAUCACUAAACUUUCAGCUAGGAAAUCCGAACAGAUGAAAAAGUUUUAGGGGAUAAAAAUAUGCCUAUAUCUACCGUUUAAAUACUAAAAUACGUUCAACAAUGCUAUGUUGUAGUGGUUUUGAACUAUAUUCUCGUUGGGUGCCCCUGUCUUCAUGCAAACAACCGCCGUUAUAUAUCUCCCAGACUACAAAACACAGAAAACAGCCCGUGCGUAGGCAUCAAGAACGAGCGAGCAUUUGAGUCCUGGAACGAGUGUAGGCUAACGCACUUCGCGCCUUGAAAAACCAAUUUUGAAGAAAAAAAGUUUUGCAUUUUACAAAUUAAAUCUCUACACUUUUAUCAUUUCAGAUAACUAGUGGCCUGGCUCAAUUUAAUGGUAACAUUAAACAUAGACACUCUGCUAUCAUUUUGGAUGACAGAGAGCUUCGAAAGCUACUCCACAACGGAGAAACAAAGUCAACGGACCCAAAGGGCGACGAAUACGCUGAAAGUAUCUCAGAAGCCAGUGAUUCCAAGCAAGCCUGUAGUUCACCAGCUUUGAGUAAAGUGGGAGAAAGAUGGAACGGUGUUCGAGAAAUUGUUUACCGGGAAACGUUUAUUGUUGGCGUAGAUGCGUUUUCACUUAAAUUAUUUUCCUUUGUUUUCUUUACUUACAACUUUUACUACUGGGUGACAAUUUUCUACUAUCCUAAUUGUUUGAUCUAG